CGAGCCCCCUUUGCCCCUCACGCCCACCAUACUGAGCCGCGGCUGCUGGACAGGAGACCCGGAAGGGAAGCAUAUUGGGAAGAGGAGGCAGCCUCCUCGGGCGGCGGCGGAGGUGGAGGGAGCCUCGGCUGCCGGCACUAGGAGGCUGCAGCAGCAGUGGGGCGAGAGGGGUGAGGCUGGAGCUGGCGCUUCCUCCUGGUGCUUUGCCCCCCCUCCCCGUCCCGCCCCCGCCUCGCUCUCCACCGGCAGCUCCCUGCUGCCCGCCCGCCCGCCUAGGAGGAGGCAGCAGCGCUGCUCUCUAGAUGGGAGGUGGAUAAGCUGGAGGAACCAUGUUCAGCUUUGAAGGGGAGUUCAAAACCAGGCCCAAGGUGUCUCUUGGAGGAGCCAGCAAGAAGGAGGAAAAGGCAUCUUUGUUACACCGCACGCAGGAGGAAAGACGGAAACGAGAGGAAGAAAGGAGAAGGCUGAAAAAUGCAAUAAUCAUCCAAUCCUUUGUACGGGGGUACAGGGACAGAAAACAUCAAUAUUCCAUUCAGAGGAGUGAAUUUGAUCACUGUGCUAAUUUAGCACAAUCUGGAGGAAGUUUCUCCACGGCCAAUGGAGCAAACCUGACUCUUCUGGUGCGCCAGCUUCUGUUUUUCUAUAGACAUAAUGAAGAUUCUAAGCGUUUGAUAUGGAUAUGUCAAAACUUGAUUAAACAAAAUUAUCAGUUUGUGAAGCAGCUCGAUGGCCCUGACAAACUUACAUGCCUAUUCCAGAUAAAAAGGCUGUUGGGGCUAUGUUGCAGAUUGCUGCAAAACUGCAAUGAUGACAGUCUGAAUGUUGCACUUCCCAUGAGGAUGCUUGAAGUAUUUUCGUCUGAGAAUACCUAUUUGCCUGUUUUACAAGAUGCUAACUAUGUUGCAUCAGUUAUUGAACAAAUCUUGCACUAUGUGAUUCAGAAAGGAUACUACAGGUCCCUUUAUCUGCUAAUAAAUAACAAGCUUCCAUCAAGUAUUGAAUAUUCUGAUGUCUCUCGGGUUCCUAUUGCAAAAAUAUUGCUAGAGAAUGUUCUGAAGCCAUUGCACUUUAAUUAUAGUUCAUGUCCAGAAGAUGCCAAGCAACAGAUUUUUGCUGCUUUUACAGAAGAGUUCCUGGCAGCACCUUUUACAGAUCAGAUAUUCCAUUUCAUCAUUCCAGCACUUGCAGAUGUGCAGACCUGUUUCCCUUAUGAACUCUUUCUGAAUGCACUAUUGUUAACAGAAAACAGGCAUUCACGAAAAAGUGAAAAAGCUCCAUGGCUUUUUUACUGUGUUCUGACAAUUGGUGAAACGUAUUUAGGACUCCUUUCAGAAGAAGGGCUACUUGUGUAUUUGCGAGUACUCCAGAUGUUUCUUUCUCAGUUACCUGUAUCUACAUCAGGUUCAGAUUGUCAAGAUUCACCCAGCGACUCUGAAGAUGAGGAUGGAGAAAUUGGUAAAAUGACUUCCAUGACGGGAGAUGGAAGAAUAUCAGUCCAGUGUAUAACAGAGGAGUGUCUUUCAAAACUGGAUACAAAGCAGCAGACAAACACUCUGCUAAACAUGGUUUGGAGAGAUUCAGCUAGUGAAGAAGUCUUCACUCUGAUGGCCUCCAUCUGCCACACACUGAUGGUGCAGCACCGGAUGAUGGUGCCAAAAGUCAGACUUCUGUACAGCUUAGCUUUUAAUGCCAGGUUUCUGAGGCAUCUUUGGUAUUUAAUCUCCUCGAUGACGACACAAAUGAUUACUGGGUCUAUGGUGCCACUUCUUCAGGUGAUAUCUCGUGGUUCACCAAUGUCUUUAGAAGAUUCCAGUAGGAUCAUCCCUAUCUUUUAUCUUUUUAGUUCAUUGUUUAGCCACUCACUUAUUUCUAUUCAUGAUAACGAAUUCUUUGGUGAUUCUAUAGAAGUUAUAGGUCAAAGACAAUCAUCAAUGAUGCCUUUUACAUUAGAAGAAUUGGUAAUAUUAUCACGCUGCCUUCGAGAUGCUUGCUUAGGUAUUAUUAAAUUGGCAUAUCCAGAAACCAAGCCAGAAGUUCGUGAAGAAUACAUUGCAGCAUUUAGAAGUGUUGGAGUCACCACAAAUACAGAAAUGCAACAGUGUAUACAAACGGAACAAAAACGAUGGAUACAGCUCUUUAAGGUAAUCACUAACUUAGUGAAGAUGUUGAAAUCUAGAGAUACGAGACGGAAUUUUUGUCCACCAAAUCACUGGUUAUCAGAACAAGAAAACAUUAAAGCAGAUAAGGUUACACAGCUUUAUGUGCCAUCAGCCAGACAUGUGUGGAGAGUGAGAAGAAUGGGAAGAAUAGGCCCCUUGCAGUCUACUUUGGAUGUGGGCUUGGAUCCAGCACCCCUCUCUGUGUCUGAGGAACGGCAGCUUGCAAUAUUGACUGAGCUACCUUUUGUGGUUCCUUUUGAAGAACGAGUAAAGAUCUUUCAAAGACUGAUCUAUGCUGACAAACAGGAGGUUCAAGGAGAAGGUCCAUUUCUGGAUGGAAUUAACGUCACUAUCAGAAGAAACUAUAUUUAUGAAGAUGCAUAUGACAAACUCUCUCCUGAAAAUGAACCUGAUUUGAAAAAACGUAUCCGUGUUCAUUUACUUAAUGCUCAUGGUCUAGAUGAAGCCGGUAUCGAUGGGGGUGGAAUAUUUAGAGAAUUUCUGAAUGAACUGCUUAAAUCAGGGUUUAACCCUAACCAGGGAUUUUUCAAAACCACUAAUGAAGGACUGCUUUACCCUAAUCCUGCUGCACAGAUGCUUGUUGGAGAUUCUUAUGCAAGGCACUACUAUUUCCUUGGAAGGAUGCUUGGAAAGGCUUUAUAUGAAAACAUGCUUGUCGAGCUUCCAUUUGCCGGUUUUUUUCUCUCCAAGUUGCUGGGGACAAGUGCAGAUGUGGACAUUCAUCACCUGGCUUCCCUGGAUCCUGAAAUGUAUAAAAACUUGCUUUUCCUCAAGAGUUAUGAAGGGGAUGUGGAAGAACUUGGGCUGAACUUUACUGUGGUGAAUAAUGACUUGGGGGAGGCACAGGUGGUUGAGCUGAAGCCAGGUGGAAAGGAUAUUCCUGUCACCAGCGCUAACCGAAUCGCAUACAUCCAUCUUGUGGCAGACUACAGAUUAAACAAACAGAUCAGACAGCAUUGCCUUGCAUUUAGGCAAGGUCUUGCCAAUGUCGUUAACCUUGAGUGGCUUAGAAUGUUUGAUCAACAAGAAAUUCAGGUUUUGAUUUCCGGUGCCCAGGUUCCUAUUAGUCUAGAUGACUUGAAAACAUUCACAAACUAUUCAGGUGGUUAUUCUGCAGAUCAUCCAGUAAUCAAAAUCUUUUGGAGAGUUGUAGAAGGUUUCACUGAUGAAGAAAAACGUAAAUUACUCAAGUUUGUGACAAGCUGCUCACGGCCUCCUCUCUUGGGGUUUAAGGAAUUGUAUCCGGCCUUUUGUGUACACAAUGGAGGCUCUGAUUUAGACAGAUUGCCCACUGCCAGUACUUGCAUGAAUCUCUUGAAGCUGCCAGAGUUUUAUGAUGAAAACCUUAUGCGAAGUAAGCUUCUUUACGCCAUUGAAUGUGCUGCUGGAUUUGAGCUGAGCUGAAGUUUAAUCAAAUGCUCCGUUAAAGAACUAAUCAGUGCCUACUCAAUAAGCAGAUUAAGGGAAUUCCGUGUAGGUUUCUUCAGUUCAUCUUUGCUGUCAAACUCUCAAGUAGGCUUCAGUUUUAACACAAGAUGUUAAGUUUGCUGUCAUUCACUAGCGUGUCAUUACAUUGACACUACCUUGUUCUGAUUAAAAAUAACGCUGUGUGCAAUUUGGUAGGCUUUCCAAGAAAGAGCAUAUUUGAUCACAGUAACAUCUUAGUGGGAAAUUAACCAAAGAUGAAGCUUUGGCUUUGUGCUGUUCAAAUACAAGUAACUCCACAAGCUGACAAUAAAGCAAAUGUUCAAAGCAGCCCACUGGGAAGAAACAGGGUGAUCCCCUUGGAGAGGGAAGCAAGCAAUUUGCAUGGAACUGAGAGGCUCCGAAAUGAUUAGCGAUGACAUCUUUGUCGAGUGGCAGGAAUUGUUUACAGAUCUUUCAGCACCUGUGACUUGUUGCAGCUGAACACAAAAUGCAUUUUUAAUAACGUGGUAGGCACUGAGAGAGAACAUUUAUCUCGUGUGUGUGUGUGUGUUUGAAAUACCUUCAGUAAUCUGGACAGGCAUGCCUAUUCUUCAGUUACUACCUUAACCAAUGUCAUGAUCAAUUGGGCAUUGUUACAAACUGAUGUAACUGUCCAUGGUUUCUUCUGUGCUCAGUUUAAUUUUUUCCUCUGUGCCUGUAGACUCCCCCACCCCAAAUGUAUCAAACUUCUUUGGCAUAUAGAGUACAUACAAUAGUUGUGACUCUGGGUGGAAAAAUACCUGUAACAACUAUUAAAACAAUUUUGAACUGAAGCUUCAGGCUUUAUCUCUUGUGUUUGAAAGCCUGCAGGUGUUCACAUACCUUCAUUAGUUUUCUCCAUACAGGAUAACUGUGCUUGGGAUAGAAACUGGGCUGUUUUCAAUAUUUUUCCUGACAAAGCAGCUAUUAAUCUGCUUGCUCAGUUAGUAAGUCUGCUUGGACAUUGAGGGGGGCAGGGAAUGUGUUACUUUACUCUGUGUGUGGUUGCCAAGGGAAACAUUUGUUUCAUGUGGUUCAGAAAUAGUCACAGCAUUGGGUCAACAUUUGUCUUCAUGUGCAAUUCUCACUAAAUUAUUUUUUUAUUAAAAAAAAAAAUUGGAACCUAAAUAGUUAACAGGCAGAAUCAAGUGUGUCCUUUAUUGUCAACUGAAAGAGACCUGAGAGAACUUUAUAAUCAGGAGGCCACUCCAUCAGUGGUCUUCUAGACUUUAAAUAAAUAAAUAAAUAAAUAAAUCAAAACCUAUUUUACUGCUGCAGGAAAAUCCUGAAUUUCAUAUUUAACUAGCAGUAAACAGCAAUAUAUUUUAAAUGUGCAGAAGAGCUCUGAGUGAUUUUAAGAUGUUUACUAGUGUUAGUAUAAAAUGUAUAAUUUCAUGAUUUGGAUAAGAAAUGAAGUGUUAAAAAUACUAUUUGUAGUCUCAAUGUACAGAAAUAAAACCAUUGUUUUCUUUUUU
Messenger RNA from Hemicordylus capensis (graceful crag lizard), 5101 nucleotides. RefSeq names its product ubiquitin protein ligase E3C (gene UBE3C). NCBI's taxonomy places the organism in Eukaryota, Metazoa, Chordata, Lepidosauria, Squamata, Cordylidae. The transcript has 23 exons. Gene Ontology annotation, biological process: protein polyubiquitination; ubiquitin-dependent protein catabolic process. Gene Ontology annotation, molecular function: protein binding; ubiquitin protein ligase activity. Bases 330 to 3584 code for a protein of 1084 amino acids. The record is from RefSeq and is a predicted model, not a curated record.